GUGGUCGCGAGUCCGCCAUCAUAGAAUCCAAAGCCCGCCCCCUUUUUUCCCAGCGUAAAAACUCCCAUUUUUUGGCCUGAAAUUGACCACAGCCUUCAUAAAUAUCGUGGAAUUUUUGGCCUGAAAUUGACCACAACCUUCAUAAAAAUCGUAGAGAAACUCGUUAGUCAUGUAAUGAUCGGAGAACUCAUCCCCUUCUCUCAAACGGCUCUCCUCUCUCCUCAAAAAUCCGAAGGAAAUCCACCCCAAAAAAACCAUUUUUGGGGUUAAAAAUAGGAUUUUUGCGAUCCGGGCGGUGUCUUCUAUUUGUUGCAGUCUCUUCAAAUUUGAGAGAGAUUAUAGGGAGGCGGGAUUGGAUGGUAAGGAUGUUGAGGAGUUGCCUGCAGUCGGUGCUGAAGCUCGUGAAUUCGGUGAUUGGGUUGGCGGGGAUGGGAAUGAUUCUUUACUCCCUCUGGAUGAUGCGGGUUUGGUACAAGCAAAGCGGUGGCUUAGUUUCCACCCCUUCAUGGUUUGUUUACAUAUUUCUUGGCCUAGGAAUCUUCUUAUGCUUGAUAACUUGCUCAGGCCAUAUUGCUGCUGAAACUGCUAAUAGUCAUUGCCUCUCAUGUUACAUGGUGUUUGUGUUUUUGCUUGUUAUGCUGGAGGCGGCAAUUACUGCAGAUAUAUUUCUGAACAGAAACUGGGAAGAGGAUUUCCCAGAGGAUCCAACAGGGAAAUUUGAUGAGCUUAAGGAUUUUGUGAGAUCAAAUUUUGAGAUGUGCAAAUGGAUAGGAUUGUUGGUUGUGGCUGCACAGGCAUUGUCCAUCUUCCUGGCCAUUGUGCUUAGGGUUCUUGGGCCAGACUAUGGAAGUUACGAUGAUAGUGAUGAUGAUAUUGUACAUGCAAGAUUACCGCUCCUGAGAAACCAGGUUCACCACACGUCAUACACCGUUGAACCUAAUUUAUCAAAUAAUGAUUCUUGGAAAGUCAGAAUGCACCAGAAGGUUAGCAGGUGAAAGAUCUAACCAAAAUACCUCCUUUCUGGAAACUAUAAUUUCAUUAUAGUUUAUGGCAACAUUUAAUUAUGUCCAGAGGGGGGCUGAUGCUGUGGUAUUGUACUCAGAGAUUAUAACAUGUAGGUGAAAAAUAGGUACUGUAAAUGGCAUUGGAAGUGCUGUAGUAUCUGCACAAAUGUUUAUUCACAUCAUUCUUACACAGUAGUAGUUGUAUGAAGCUAUAUCACAAUGAUACAGCAAGAUGGGCAUCGGCCUUGUCUGACUUCUGACUUCCAAAGGUAAUUUGUGCAAGCUAUCAAUUGUUGUAGCAGGAGUUCUACGUGCGGUAAUGCGGUUAGGCAUGACAGCAGCCUUUGCAGCUUGCAUUUCAGCAGACAUGCUUUCAUUAACCAUCAUCCUCUGACUUCCAUAAUGUAGCAAUGCCUCCGGGGCAGCAAUCAUGGGGAGGGGCUGAUGGAAACGCUCAGCGACCAGUUUAUGUCACUGUUAUCAUGGAACUUUAUGUUGAAGGAUAUUUUUGUAUUUCUUUUUUGUGUUCAGAAUAAUUUGUUUUUGUGAAUCCCACCGAUUCCAUGACAACUAAAAAGCUUGUGGAUGUUCAUGUUUGUAUUCAUACAC
Molecule: messenger RNA, 1613 nt
Organism: Phoenix dactylifera (date palm)
Lineage: Eukaryota; Viridiplantae; Streptophyta; Magnoliopsida; Arecales; Arecaceae
Product: tetraspanin-19-like
Cellular component (GO): membrane
Source: RefSeq, a predicted model, not a curated record